UGCUAUCCGGAGAGUCAGGAUUACCGAGAGAACGACGGAAAGAGUCAGUGGGGAAGUCAAAUAACCAUAAAGUACCACGUAACAUUUUUGACAAAAUCACAUCUGUUGACACAUAUCUAGUGUUAAUACGUGAUCAACUAAUUAAGCUAUGUCGACCCCGGCUAGAAGGAGACUUAUGAGAGAUUUUAAACGGCUACAAGAGGAUCCCCCAGCUGGUGUUAGUGGAGCUCCCUCUGAAAACAACAUCAUGGUGUGGAAUGCAGUCAUAUUUGGCCCUGAAGGAACUCCUUUUGAAGAUGGUACAUUUAAACUCACUGUAGAAUUCACAGAAGAAUAUCCCAACAAACCUCCCACAGUACGAUUUGUGUCAAAGAUGUUUCAUCCAAAUGUCUAUGCAGAUGGAAGUAUAUGUUUGGACAUUCUACAGAAUCGUUGGAGUCCUACCUAUGAUGUGUCUUCUAUUCUUACAUCUAUCCAGUCCCUGCUUGAUGAACCAAACCCCAACAGCCCAGCCAACAGUCAGGCUGCUCAGCUGUACCAGGAGAACAAACGGGAGUAUGAGAAGCGUGUAUCUGCCAUCGUAGAACAAAGCUGGAGAGACAGUUGACCUGACAAUCCUGACAGCUGCUCUCUCUGUUGUUAAGUUGUGUGUGCUGCAACUUUUAGUGGAGUACCUCUUAAUUUUUUUGCCCCCCCCCCCCCUUUAACCUUUUUGAUUUUAAGCUUUUAUGCACUUUACCUUCAAUUUCCCUUUAUAGAUUUCUUUCUUGCCUGCCAAGAAGAAUUUAUUUUUUCUAUUAUAUCCCCCUUUCCAAUCCACCAGGGGAAUGUGCUAAAUCUUGCCUUGAUAGUUUAUCAGUAUGGACUUGUGGGCCAUUACCUAAAAAAUCUGGUGUGUUCUAACUUGCUGUAAUAGCUACCCAUGACUACUUAUGUUAAAUGUUUUGAGGGUAUAUUGGGUACGUCAUGGGCCUUUUUCUGUUGUGCUCCUGAUCUGCUCUGAAAGCUCUGGUCUCCUUUACGAUCACUCUACUUUUCCUUAGAGGAAUGAGCAGCCCAAGCAUCAUGGACUACAACUAAACGAGACAUCUUGACACCGUCUUUUGCUGUGUUGUGAACUCUGUUACAUGCAUGACAGAUAGUGUAUUCACAUCCCUGUUCUGUACUCAUGUAUAUAAGAACCUUGCAACUGAAUUUAUGUACAGAUUUUGCACUGGUUGUCCCUCAUGUCAUUUUUUUCAGCACUUGUAAAUAAAUAAAAAAGCUAAUUUAUCUUUAA
Betta splendens (Siamese fighting fish) is the source of this 1279-nucleotide messenger RNA. RefSeq names its product ubiquitin conjugating enzyme E2 A, like (gene ube2al). The record is from RefSeq and is a predicted model, not a curated record. NCBI's taxonomy places the organism in Eukaryota, Metazoa, Chordata, Actinopteri, Anabantiformes, Osphronemidae. Bases 149 to 607 code for a protein of 152 amino acids. Gene Ontology annotation, molecular function: ubiquitin conjugating enzyme activity. Gene Ontology annotation, biological process: protein polyubiquitination; DNA repair; proteasome-mediated ubiquitin-dependent protein catabolic process. The transcript is spliced from 6 exons. Gene Ontology annotation, cellular component: HULC complex.